Messenger RNA from Brassicogethes aeneus, 1586 nucleotides. The record is from the annotation of a GenBank genome assembly. NCBI's taxonomy places the organism in Eukaryota, Metazoa, Arthropoda, Insecta, Coleoptera, Nitidulidae.
CAGGAUGAAAGGACGUUUCCUCCGGCACCGGACGUAACCCGACGCAUGGGUUCAUCGACGACGCUAGGUAAACCAGAGCCUCCCGGAUCCCCUCCGUAUUACCGAUCGACUUCGGCGACCAGCAGCAGCUCCAACUCCGGAUCAUCGAGAAUAGACUUGACAAGUCGUCACUGGUGGAUAAUUGCAACAGUUCUGCUUCUCGCUGCAGCUGCAGGAGUGGGAGUCCCUAUAGCACUCAAAAUAAGUUCAAGCGCAUCGUUUGAGGAACGUUUGGAGUUCGCGACGAGACUUCUACAAGAAGUACCUCUUAUCGACGGCCAUAAUGAUCUUCCAUGGAAUAUUAGAAAGUUUCUUCAUAAUAAAUUGAAGAAUUUCAAGUUUAAUGAAGAUUUGAGAGGAGUUUCACCUUGGUCGACCAGUGCUUGGAGCCAUACGGAUUUGGUUAGGCUGGAACAAGGACAUGUUGCUGCUCAGUUCUGGGCGGCGUACGUCCCCUGCGACUCCCAGUACAAGGAUGCGGUCCAGCUAACAUUAGAACAAAUUGACGUGAUCAGGAGAUUCACUGAGCUCUACCAUCCGAGACUGACGCUCUGUACGUCGUCCGAAGAAAUAAAAGAUGCCCAUAAAAAACAUCAAAUGUGUUCCCUCAUCGGAGUGGAAGGUGGACAUUCUCUAGCAGGAAGUUUAGCGGUACUAAGGACCCUAUAUCACGUCGGAGUAAGAUAUUUGACACUUACGUCCACCUGUAAUACACCUUGGGCCGAUUGUUCCUUAACAGACAUGCCUGGAAAGAAGCCGGAACAUGGGGGACUAACCGAUUUCGGAAAGAACAUUAUUAAAGAAAUGAAUCGACUGGGCAUGAUAGUGGACCUGUCUCACGUGUCUGUGCGCACCAUGCACGCAGCAUUGGAAGUGUCCAAGGCACCGGUGAUAUUCAGUCACUCGUCGGCGCAUGCACUCUGCAACUCAACGCGCAACGUUCCCGACGAAACCCUGAGGAAGUUGGCGUUGAACAAAGGCGUCGUCAUGGUGAACUUUUAUUCGCAUUUUUUGACUUGCAAAGACGAGUCGACCGUGGCCGACGCAGUAGCCCACAUAAAUCAUAUAAGAGAAGUUGCUGGUGUGGAUAAUGUGGGUCUAGGGGCCGGCUACGACGGGAUAAACUACGUUCCCCAAGGAUUGGAAGAUGUCUCCUCGUAUCCGACCCUGUUCGCUGAGCUGAUAGGCACCGGAAAGUGGAGCGUCGAGGAUCUGAAAAAACUGGCAGGACUGAAUUUCCUGCGGGUAUUUCAGGACGUCGAAAAUUUAAGGGACGAAUUCAAGAAGGCUAACGUGCUUCCAUAUGAAGAUGUCAUGACGCCAAAGCCGAAGGAAAAUAACUGUUCCUCACAGGACCAUUAAAAAAAUACUAAUUGGUGAAUGUGAACAUUAAAAUUAAAUGGUUAAAUUAUUAUAAAUAAUUGAAUAGGUAAAACUGGAUGAUUUAGUUUAAUAUGUAGAUAAAACAAUAGAUUUAAAAUUAGCUAAAAUGAAUUUAAUUCAUUAAAAUGGAUACUAAAUUAAAUAAUACCAACUAAUAUUUGUUG